This is a messenger RNA of Megalops cyprinoides (Indo-Pacific tarpon), 2121 nucleotides long. It is a transcript of the gene en2a, whose product is annotated as engrailed homeobox 2a. The transcript has 2 exons. The record is from RefSeq and is a predicted model, not a curated record. Gene Ontology annotation, molecular function: DNA-binding transcription factor activity, RNA polymerase II-specific; RNA polymerase II cis-regulatory region sequence-specific DNA binding. Gene Ontology annotation, cellular component: nucleus. NCBI's taxonomy places the organism in Eukaryota, Metazoa, Chordata, Actinopteri, Elopiformes, Megalopidae. Bases 370 to 1167 code for a protein of 265 amino acids. Gene Ontology annotation, biological process: neuron differentiation; regulation of transcription by RNA polymerase II; multicellular organism development.
UAGCACACCUCUUUAUUUAUCCUUAGUUUAGUAGUUGAAGCACCAUUAUUGGAUUGACUAAAAACGGAUCAUAUUAUAUUGGUGCCCCAAAUGGUAUUUAUGAAGCAGGAAAAUAAAGGAAAGCCCAGUUUGGGAAUUAAUGAAAACUAUGAUUUUUCUUUGUGAACACAAUAAGAAAGGGGUGCGUGGUGUUUAAAAUACAUACUGAAAAUUUGCGGAUUUUUUUCCUCUCUUCCCAUUCUUUUUUUGCUUUUAAAGUAACUAAAAGGGUGGAAACUAGACGGAAGCUCCUUACAGCUGGAAUCUGUACACUUCGGUGCGGGAAAGCGAUAAAGGGGUUAAAGAAAGAAAAUUGGAAAGUGUAUCAGUAUGGAAGAAAAUGAUCAUAGCAACAGAGAAGCGGAGCGUCAAGAGUCGGGCGACGAGUCCAACAGAGCGAUUAUUCCCCUUUUGCAAGCACCGGGGAACCUGCAACUCCCACACAGAAUUACUAACUUUUUCAUCGAUAACAUUUUGCGACCGGACUUCGGGCGAAGAAAAGAAGGAACAUUUAGCCGCGAUGAAAGCAGCCUUGCCGGGAGAGAGAAUAAUAGCCCCUCAGCCCCCGGAGCGGGGCAGGUAGGAGGAUCUGUAGCAGGAGAAGGAACCUCUAACCCUCCUUCAGUCGGCGGGGCAAAGAAGGCAGAUAUUGCGGUGGACGAGCCUCUGAAACCCCGCGGAGAAAGUGGAGAUCAGUGCCUAAGUUCGGACUCGGAUUGUUCUCAAGCCAGCUCAACAAUAGCUACGGGCCAGCCCAUGCUCUGGCCAGCUUGGGUUUAUUGUACUAGAUACUCGGACAGGCCUUCAUCAGGACCAAGAUCUCGUAAACCAAAGAAGAAGACUGCCAGCAAAGAAGACAAGCGCCCAAGAACAGCCUUCACAGCCGAACAGCUUCAGAGACUAAAAGCUGAGUUUCAAACAAAUCGGUACCUGACCGAGCAGAGGAGGCAAAGCCUGGCGCAAGAACUAAGUCUUAAUGAGUCUCAAAUUAAAAUCUGGUUUCAGAACAAAAGAGCCAAAAUUAAGAAAGCCAGCGGGAGUAAAAACUCUCUGGCUUUGCACUUGAUGGCACAGGGACUGUACAAUCAUGCCACAACAACAAAAGAUGACAAAUCAGACAGCGAUUGACAGAAAAAAACAGAUGACAGGCUAAACAAUGCAAUAAUUUCAUAAAAUAAGGGCCAGUGUAUAAAAUAUACCAGCAUUAAUGGAUUAAAAUAUAUGUAUUAUUAGAUAUACUUCUGCAAUAUCAUGUGUAUAUAUUUUACGAGUAAGGUGUUGAACAAAGGUAUGUUUUCAAUAUGUUAUCAACCUUGUUGUUUUCUUCCUAAAAUAGAUGCUUCUUAUGUGGACAAGUGAUUCCAUUACGUUCCUUCCUUUUUACCAACCAAGCGCUUUUGGUUGACGUAGACACAUUUGACAGUGAACAAAAAAAAAAAAAAAAACAACUUGCUGAAGUCCAAAGAUUUUUUCUGCUGCAUUCAGGCAACUGUGAAUCUAAAUAAAUUGCUGAUUGUAAAGCUAUAUUAUUUCUAUGUUUGUUUGUUUUAUUAGUUUUGUUAUUAUUUGUGUAAAAAAGGACAUAAGCAAGGGUUGUGAUGUUAUGAAGAGGCUCAGUUACUUGCAUUCUAAUUAACGUACAUCUACAAUUUGUGAUGUUCUUAUGAAUACAUUAGUCUAUUAUUAAAUAAAACAAAUCAUAAAUAUUUUUUAAAGUGAGCAAUCAGUGAUUUGGUUGCAACCAAUCCACUAUGAAUACUGUAUUAGUUCAAAAUUUCUUAAACUCGGAUAUAAAUUCAUUUAUCAGGCUAACAACUGACAUCAGACUAACGUCAAACAGAAAAUAACACCCUUCGUUUCAAAUUGGCUGUUUUAUGUCAUUUAAAUGUACUGUGGCCUCUUAUUAAGUUAAUAUAGUUUUUAAUGACAGAGCAAUAUAAUAUUCUUUUUGUAGAAUACUACGUUUUAAUUUAUAUAAUGCUGCCUAUGAACGAGGGAGGGACAACUUUGUAGCAUAUACAGACAAUGGUUGAAUAUUCUUCAGCGCACUCUCUUGGUACUUGGACAAUAUGGAUAAAAUCA